Durio zibethinus is the source of this 2287-nucleotide messenger RNA. RefSeq names its product putative transcription factor PosF21. Gene Ontology annotation, molecular function: DNA-binding transcription factor activity. The record is from RefSeq and is a predicted model, not a curated record. NCBI's taxonomy places the organism in Eukaryota, Viridiplantae, Streptophyta, Magnoliopsida, Malvales, Malvaceae. Gene Ontology annotation, cellular component: nucleus. Gene Ontology annotation, biological process: regulation of DNA-templated transcription.
AAAAUUUCAGACGGAAAACAAGUAUAAAAAAGGCAGAAAAACCAGUGUAAUAUCAUGACUCAGGUCUUUUAUUCUCUAGAAAAUUUAGUUUCCUUUCAUUUUCCACCAUGUGAUUCCUUUACAUAAAAUGCCCGUCGUCGAUUCCUCUCCAUUUCAUUCCUUUUCUUUUCCCUUUUCUCAGUGAUUUCCUGCCAUUUUUCUCACUUAUAUAACUUGAAGAUCUAGUGUUAGAUUUUCUUAUCCCUGAAAACAUUUUUUUCCCUGAAAGUCUUUUAUAUUUCCUGAAAUGGAAAAGGAUAAAUCUCCAGGCUUACCGCCAUUGUCAGGUCGAUUUUCGGGGUUUUCGUCCGCCGGAAAUGCUCCAAAUACUUUCAGUGUGAGACCCGAAACAUGCAGUUUCGGUCAAACUACGGAACCGAAUGGUUUUAGUCAUGAUAUUAGCAAAAUGCCUGAUAACCCACCGAAGAACUUAAGCCACCGCCGUGCCCAAUCCGAAAUCGUUACUCUUUCUGAAGAUAUUAACUUCAAUAGUGAUCUCGGUGUCGUGGGGGAAGCUGAUGGGCCUAUGGAUUCUGACGAAACAGAGGACGAUUUAUUGACUAUGUAUCUUUAUAUGGAUAAGUUCAAUUCUUCUUCUGCCAACUCAACGUUUCAGGUUGGUGAGUCAUCAACGCCGGCUGGUCUGGCUUCUGCUCCGGUGGCUGCUGUGGGUGUGGGAGCAGGAGCAGGAGCAGGAACUGGGAUGUUAGCUGGUGAAAAUAUGAGUAUUGGUGUUGGGUCUUCUGAUAAGCCUAGAGUUAAGCACCAACAAAGCCAGUCGAUGAAUGGAUUGACGAGUAUUAACCCGGCAAUGUUUAUGUCUUGUCCGGAAGAGCUUUCACCUGCUGAUUCUAAGAAAGCUAUGUCCGCUGCUAAGCUUGCCGAACUUGCUCUUAUUGAUCCCAAGCGUGCAAAGAGGAUCUGGGCGAAUAGGCAGUCUGCUGCAAGGUCAAAGGAAAGAAAAGUACGAUAUAUAGCUGAGCUUGAACGAAAAGUACAGACAUUGCAAGCAGAAGCAACAUCACUCUCUGCCCAGCUGUCUCUGUUACAGAGAGACACCAAUGGUCUGACCGUUGAAAAUAGUGAAUUGAAACUGCGCUUGCAAACAACGGAGCAACAGAUUCACUUGCAAGACGCAUUAAAUGGUGCACUGAAAGAGGAAAUCCAGCAUCUGAAGGUACUGACUGGCCAAUCUGUGCCAAAUGGUGGACCAAUGGUGAACUUUGCGCCUUUUGGAGCUAGUCAGCAGUAUUACCCAAACAAUUAUGCUAUGCAUGCUCUUCUAACAGCACAGCAGUUUCAGCAACUUCAGAUUCACUUGCAGAAGCAACAGUAUCAGUUCCCACCUCAUCAACUGCAUCAGCUUCAGCAGCAACAGGAGCAACAGCAACAGCAACAGCAAACAGGGGAGAUGAGAGUUAGAGGAUCCAUGCCUUCCCCCAACCAGAAAGAUUGCUCAUCAGAAGUCAGCUCAACCGCAUCAAAGGAUUGAGGAGUUAGAGGUCCAUAGGGCCGGGUAUUGAUGGGCCUUUGCCAUUGUUCUAAAUCUUGGUUGCAAUCCAUUGCUAGAUGGGACAUAUUUCAUCUUUUCAUUUGUCCUUUCUAUCCCUUUCUAUAUAACAUUUAUAGGUUUUUAUAUUUAAUUUUAGUUGGAGAUAGACCUAAGAUAUAUAUAUAAUAUAAUCGGUUUAGUUUAUCGUUUCUGGAAUUGUCCAAUUUUCAUCCGUUCCAUUGCUUUUAUCACUAGGUUGAAGAGCAGCCGCGCUGUUGAGGCCUUAGGUAUGAGCUUGUCGUGAGUUUCAAUCUCGUGUGAUGCAUUCAAAAUUCCUAUAUGAAUGUCAUAGGACACGAUCGAGAUUUUACUUGUCUUAUAAGUGUUUCACAGCAUUAUUUACAUAGGCCAGCUGGCAUACUAGAGUGGGAUUCUUUUGAUAAGUUAUCUUGAUUGUCGCAUUCCUCCCCCCAUCCAUGUCCUAACAAGGACAAAGAACAACACCCAAACUUCUGAACCGAGUUUGGUAGCAGCUGGCCAAGGAUUUGACCUCGUUUAUCUUUAUUUAAUACAUAAAAAGAAAGCUAAAGAAGUAGCAUGGGAAACAUGAACAGGAGUCAAUUUUCAAGCAUGGUUUGGCUUUGGAAGAAGAGAAAAUGUGCGUGGAAAUAGGCCUACCCUUCGGUUUAUGAGCUAAAACCAACCCUUUUUGAGAAAUUAUUGACUUCGACUGAGUUGAAUGAACAUGGUAUGGGA